Paramuricea clavata is the source of this 327-nucleotide messenger RNA. The record is from the annotation of a GenBank genome assembly. NCBI's taxonomy places the organism in Eukaryota, Metazoa, Cnidaria, Anthozoa, Malacalcyonacea, Plexauridae.
CAAUUUGGAUUGAGCAGAAGACAUGCACCUGAGGAAAUAGACGAAGAAAGGGUUGCUCACUUGAUCAGACAAGAACUAAAUGGCGACGGGUGCCUAUUAAGAUAUCGUGCAAUGCGGCGGCUUAUUAGAAGGAAAUAUCACGGUAAAGUGCCGCGAAGAGUAGUACAAAGACUGCUUCGUGAAAUACAUCCCGAAGGAUCUAAUGAACGUAGAUCACACCGUCUUAAGCGAAGAGAGUAUAACAACCCUGGUCCAAACUUCUGCUGGCACGCAGAUGGUUACGACAAACUAAGACCGCAUGGAUUCCCAAUACAUGGGUGUAUAUAG